Molecule: messenger RNA, 1362 nt
Organism: Lipotes vexillifer (Yangtze River dolphin)
Lineage: Eukaryota; Metazoa; Chordata; Mammalia; Artiodactyla; Lipotidae
Gene: PROZ
Product: protein Z, vitamin K dependent plasma glycoprotein
Biological process (GO): blood coagulation; proteolysis
Cellular component (GO): extracellular region
Molecular function (GO): serine-type endopeptidase activity; calcium ion binding
Source: RefSeq, a predicted model, not a curated record
AUGUUGGAAGUGACCGUGUCCCUCGGGGGCCCCGGGGGCCCAGGUGGAGCCGGCCGCCGGGUCCGGGGCUCAGGACUGGACCCAAACCAGCGACCACAGAUGGGGGACCCUGGAGCCCUGCCGCCCACGCGGCCGACGCACCCCCCGCACCCCCCGCACCCAACCGGCGGCCAAGUGUUUCUUCCCACCUCAAAAGCAAAUGAAAUUCUGGUGAGACGGAAACGAGCCAGCUCCUGCCUUUUGGAAGAGCUCUUUGAGGGAAAUUUAGAAAAGGAAUGUCACGAAGAAAUCUGUGUCUACGAGGAAGCACGAGACGUAUUUGAAAAUGACGCCUCCACUGGUGUCCUCACGUCCCUAUCGGCAGGCGGCUCCCCGUGCGUCUCCCGGCCCUGCCUCAACAACGGGUCCUGCCAGGACAGCAUCCGCGGCUACACCUGCACCUGCGCCCCGGGCUACGACGGCCGGGACUGCGCCUUCGCUACAAAUGAAUGUCACCCUUUGAGGACGGAUGGGUGUCAGCACUUCUGCCACCCGGGGUCGGGGUCUUACACGUGCAGCUGUGCAAAGGGGCAUAAGCUGGGCCAGGACCACAAAUCCUGCAUCCCCCACGACAGGUGUGCGUGUGGAGCCCUCAUCUCUGAGUGCCUCCUGACGUCACAGGGAUGCGAGCAGGACCCUCCGACUUUCCCGUGGCAGGUAAAACUAACAAAUUCCGAAGGAGAAGACGUCUGUGGAGGCGUUCUAACACAGGACAAUUCUGUACUGACGACAGCGAAAUGUUCGCUCUUGUACAGAAACAUGAGUGUGGAAACAAGUAAGUAUUUUGCGGUGGAGGUGAAGGGCGUCCACGUGCACAUGAGAUUCGAGGCGGACACGGGGGACAAUGACGUGGCCCUGUUGGAGCUGGCGCGGCCCGUGCGCUGCCCCGACUCCGGGCGGCCCGUCUGCACUGCCGAGGCCGACUUCGCCGAGCGCGUCCUCCUCCCGCGGCCGGGCGUGCUGGGCGGCUGGACCCUCCGCGGCCCCGAGCUGGAGCCCGCGCGGCUGCUGGUCACGCACGUGGACCCCGGAGAGUGCGGCCGGGCCCUCAACACCACGGUGACCACGCGAACGGUCUGCGAGCGGGGCGCGGCGGUCGGCUCGGCGCGGCGGGCGGCGGGCGGCGCGGUGGCCCGGGAGCACCGCGGCGCCUGGUUCCUCACCGGCCUCUUGGGCGCCACGCCCCGAGGGCCUCGGCCGCUCCUGCUCAUCAAGGUCCCCCGAUACGCGCUCUGGCUCCGGCGAGUCACGCAGCAGCCGAGCUCCCCCAGCCGGAGAGGCGACCACGGUCACAGAGGCGACGAGGAGCCGGGGUUGGGGUGA